Caenorhabditis remanei is the source of this 963-nucleotide messenger RNA. RefSeq lists its product as uncharacterized. The record is from RefSeq and is a predicted model, not a curated record. The coding region runs from base 1 to 963 and encodes 320 amino acids. Lineage: Eukaryota; Metazoa; Nematoda; Chromadorea; Rhabditida; Rhabditidae. The transcript has 7 exons.
AUGCAUGAUGAUCAGUAUUGCAUUGCGUACAAGUUUUUGGAGGCUAGUGAAACAUUCCGAGAGGCCGACAACCUAGAACCAGUCACUCUUGCAACUCAUGCCACUUCCGAUAUGAUUGACGCCGUGGAAAACAUGCCUUCUCUAUGGGAUGGACCUAUUUCAAUUGGAAUUUUUGUUGAUUAUCACUCCAGUAAUGUACUUGAAUAUCUGGCUGAGAUCUACAGAUGUGAUAUCAGAUUCCGCAGAAAAGUAAACGAACUUCUCCGAAGCGCCAUCGUCGGUCCAUUUCAACUGUACCCUAGUAACCUAAUGAGAAAUAUUGCUCGGAAGGGAGCAUUAUCAGAUAUUCAAUUCAUCAUGGAUGGAGAUAUGAUUCCUAGCACGGAAUUCGCCAUUAAAAUCAAGCCAAUCGCUAACCAAUUCAUUGAUGGAAAAAGUAAACGGGUCCUGGUUGUUCGUAGAUUUGAGACAUCGAUUGGAGCAGAUAUUCCGAGAGAUCAUAGAAAGUUGUUGAAGUCGAAAAAGCUGCACAAAACAUUCGAAUUCCAUCAUCGAUUCUUCGCAGCUGGGCAUCACAUCGAGAACUUGGAUGAUUGGUUCCGAACAUCGAUUCAUACGGAUAUGGUGUCUACAAACGAGAUAACUUAUCCUGGUUACCUUUGGGAAGUACAAACAAUUAUCCAUCGGAAUGAUCCCUACAACGCUGACUAUUUCCCUUCCAGAAUCAAAGUGAUGCAUUCUUUAGUUUACGCACUCUGUCGUGCUGGUUACACAUUCCAUGUCCCCUCACACGUCUUUGAUGUUCAUGAAGGAAUCAAACACACCAACACGAUAUACUCGAAAGCAACUAUUGCUCACCAGGAAGCGUAUGCUAUGAAAACAGCUGGUGAUAGAUUUAUUAAAGAGAUGGAUGAGCAGUAUCCGGACACUUUACAAAAAUGCGGAGAGUUCUCAAUGAUCUAG